Messenger RNA from Cercopithifilaria johnstoni, 1686 nucleotides. Lineage: Eukaryota; Metazoa; Nematoda; Chromadorea; Rhabditida; Onchocercidae. The record is from the annotation of a GenBank genome assembly.
AUGAAAUUAUUUGAAAAUUUGGAAGAGGAGGCAUUGCUCACAAUGGUGGACAAAUACUGUUUGCAACCAGUUCAUAAUGCUUUCGAAUCAAAUAACAGGAAGUUCGACGCUGCGGCUGUUAAUGAAAAAGUGAUCAUUGAUAAACUGAUUGAUCUUUAUCCUAAUUCCGUUGCUACACAAUCCGUUGCAAUACUUGAUGCAUUGAUCUAUAAAAUGAGUGCUCCGUACAGAAACGCUAAGUUUUGGAGGUUUACUCGUCAUGUUUCGAAAGAAUUAAAUAAGUUGAAUGCUCUGAAACUCAAUAAAUAUUUGAAAAAUAUUUCAAAGGAUAUGUUGAAAUCAGAGAUGCGUUACAGUUUGAAUAUUUGUGCAAAACGAUACAUAGCAACAAUGCUGAUACGCAGGGCAGUUCGUACUUGCAGGCUUCGAAAACUUUGUGAGCAGGCUGCCGUCCAUUGUCUUCAGCAUAUACAAACUGGAUAUUUGUUGCAGUCAAAUUUACUGCUACUGGCACUGAAUGCUGAUAUUUAUCAUGAUCUCAAGAAGAAUAUGGCUAAAAUAGUAGAAUGUUACGAUUGCUUGCAGUCAUUUCUUACUGAUUCUACUUUGCUGCAUGUCAGAAGAUUGUUGAUGGUAGCAAAUAAUGAGUUUGAAAAUAGCACAUUUCUGUUUUCAUCACAGGAUUACUUUCGCCCGAUUGCUUUAAUAUGUGGUAUUGAGGAAAGCGAAUAUAUUGAUUUAUUAGCUUCCACUGGUACAACGAGGAAAAGCAAACGGAUGUCAACAUAUCAUGAAGGAGACUAUAACCACCAUUUCAGUAAUCGUCUCAGUAGUCAUAUCUUCACCUCUAGUUAUAAACAGUUGGUCACCGAAAGUAUAAUACUAACUAUAGUCAUUUACGGUGUAAUUAUUCUAAAGUUUCGCAAGCGAAAACAUACAUGGCUAACGCAACAGCAAAAAGAGCGAAUAAUCAAGGAAUGGAAACCGGAGCCAUUGGUACCUGAAAUUCCCGCGGAACAUCCAGCCUUGCAAACACAUUACUUUUAUGGGAAAGUGAGCAAAUUUGUCAUCUACGAUGGUAAAGAAUAUUUGAAUUUGGCAACAACGAAUUUUUUAGGAUUGAUCGGAGAUAAAACGAUUGAGAAAGAGGCAAAAGAAGCCAUUUCGAAAUAUGGUGUUGGUUCAUGUGGACCACGUCAUUUUUAUGGUACAGUGGAUGUACAUCUUGCAUUAGAGAAACAACUUGCCGAUUUCCUGGGAUGCGAGGAAGCGGUACUCUAUAGUUAUGGUUUCGUAACUAUUUCUAGUGCUAUACCAGCAUAUGCAAAAAAGGGAGAUGUCAUUUUUGCAGACAAAGGAGUGAAUUUUGCAAUACAAGAAGGACUCAAAGCAUCUAAAAGUCGUAUCGAGUGGUUCAGUCACAAUGACAUCAGUGAUCUGGAGAGGUUAUUAAUGGAACAGGCCGAGCGUGACCGUAAAUUUCCAAAGUUGGCAUCAAAAACAAGACGAUUUAUGGUGGUUGAAGGACUUUACAUGAAUAGCGGUGACUUGUGCCCAUUGCCUGAACUUAUGGCUCUGAAAUGGAAAUAUAAAGUACGGAUCUUCAUCGAUGAGUCAUUGUCCAUUGGUGUUAUUGGCAAAACAGGAAGAGAACUCUUUAUCAUCAACACAAAUGCUGAUGGCUAG